Messenger RNA from Beauveria bassiana ARSEF 2860, 3366 nucleotides. RefSeq names its product ABC transporter. The record is from RefSeq and is a predicted model, not a curated record. The transcript has 5 exons. Lineage: Eukaryota; Fungi; Ascomycota; Sordariomycetes; Hypocreales; Cordycipitaceae. Gene Ontology annotation, biological process: transmembrane transport. The coding region runs from base 1 to 3366 and encodes 1121 amino acids. Gene Ontology annotation, cellular component: membrane. Gene Ontology annotation, molecular function: ABC-type oligopeptide transporter activity; ATP hydrolysis activity; ATP binding.
AUGGCCGUGGGGGGCAAGGUCAAGGACUAUUUCCACAAUGUCUAUCAGCCAGGCGAACGCGCCCUCAUCCAGAAAAUCGACUUUUUCAUUCUGACAUUCUGCUGUCUGAGCUACUUUGUCAACUAUCUCGACCGCAGCAAUCUGAACAAUGCCUACGUGUCGGGCAUGAAAGACGACCUCGGCUUUGUCGGAGACCAACUCACACAGAUAAAUACUUGUUUUACCGUUGGCUACGUCGUCGGGCAGAUACCCUCCAACUUGUCGCUGCACUAUGUCAAGCCGCGCAUCUGGUUUCCCCUCAUGAUGGUCCUCUGGGGCGGGCUCACCAUGGUCACCGCAUCGACGCACAACCCGCAGUCCAUUAUGGCGAUUCGCUUCUUCCAGGGCAUCUGCGAAGCCUCCACCUUUGUCGGCACGCACUACAUCCUCGGCGCCUGGUACACGGAGCGCGAGCUCGGCAAGCGCAGCGGCAUCUUCACCUCGUCCGGCCUCGCCGGCACCAUGAUUGGCGGCUUCAUCCAGACGGGGCUCAACCGCGGACUCGACGGCCGCGGCGGGCUGGCGGGCUGGCGCUGGCUGUUCAUCAUUGACGGGCUGAUUACCAUGCCCGUCGCGCUCUACGGCUUCGUCUUCUUCCCGGACACGCCGCAGACGACGCGCGCAUUCUACCUCACAGAAGAGGAAAAGGCGCUGGCAAGGUCGCGCGUGCCCCAGGCGGCAGAAGACGGCCAGUCACCGAUGACGCUCGCCUUUGUCAAAAAGGUCCUCACGUCGUGGUACUGGUGGGGCUUCGUGAUGCUCUGGGUGAUUGCGGGCGAGACAGAGUCGUUUAGCAGCAACGCACUGCUGGCGCUAUACAUGCAGAAGCAUCCCGUCAACAAGUACACCAAGGCGCAGCUCAACGACUACCCGACGGGCGUGCCUGCCGUGGGCAUCGUGUCAACGCUGUUCUGGGCCACGCUGACGGAUUUUCUCGGUGGCAAACGCUACCUUGUCGGCUACUGGAUUGGCAUAACGGGCAUUGCCACAUCCAUUAUGAUUCUAGUAGCGUCCAAUAACCCUACCAGUUCCUCGUCCACUUCUGUCGUCUUUGGGGCGUACUACUGGGCUGGGUCUGUAUACGCAUGCCAGGCAACAUUUUUCGCCUGGUGCAACGACGCCAUGCGAUUUGAAGCGUCUGUUUUUCGAGGCGUGGUAUUGGCUGGUAUGAAUCUAGGAAACAACGCUGUCAAUGCGUGGUGGAUUCUCAUAUUCUACGGCGCCUCGCGAGCGCCGUGGUUCAUUCGUGGCAUGUGCUCCGUGGUGGUCGCGCGCAUCAAGACUGCACCGCGUGCCGCAGCCGGGCUGUCGCGAUCGUUUAGCACCUCGCCGCGCCAUGGGCAGGCCGUUGCGGAAAAGGGCAACGAAAAGGCCGUCAAAAAAGACGACGUGGAGGACGAUGCUGUCCCCGAUGUGGAUGAAGCCAAAACGCUUGCCGUGCGGCGAAAACAUGCUGCGCAGCUUUCCAAGAAUGAACCCGAAGUGAACAAUUCCACUGGCGGUCUCUUGCGCCUCCUGAGCAUCGCCCGGCCCGAGGCCAAGCCGCUGGGCCUCGCCACCGUCUUUCUCGCCGUCUCGGCGACGAUUACCAUGACGAUUCCGUACGCCGUGGGCCGCAUCAUCGAUGCCGCUGGCAAAGCGGGCGUCGUCGACGUCGCCGGCCACUCCUUUACCCUUACCCAAUUCGUCGUCGGCAUGGGCACGGUGCUCACAAUCGGCUCAGCCGCCUCGUUUACACGCAACAUCAUGAUGCGCAUCAUUGGCGAGCGCGUCAUUGCGAGGCUGCGCUCGCGCCUGUACCGUCGCACCUACACGCAGGAUGCCGAAUUCUUUGAUGUCAACCCCGUGGGCGACUUGAUAUCCAGACUGGGGUCUGACGUCAACAUUGUGGGCGACUCGGUGACUACGAGUGUCACGUAUGCCCUACGCUCUACUUUCAACACGAUUGCGGGCAUCUCCAUCAUGCUGUGGACCAGCGCAAAGCUCACGAUGCUCAUGCUAGUCAUUCUGCCGCCCAUGGCUGUCGGAUCUCUCAUCUACGGCCGCUUUGUGGAAAAGAUGAGCAAGCGCGUGCAAAAGAAUCUCGGCACGCUGACAAAGAUUGCUGAGGAAAGACUGGGCAACGUCAAGACGAGCCAGGCCUUUGUCGGAGAACGUCAGGAGGUGCAUCGAUACAACCAGCAGAUUCGCAAGGUGUUUGCGCUGCGCAAACGCGAAGGCAUCGUGACGUCAACAUUUUACACGUCGACGCUCUGGGCUGGCAAUAUCUCGUUUCUCAUCAUGCUCACAGUUGGCAACAGCUUCAUCCAGUCUGGGGCCAUGACGACGGGCGACCUCACCGCCUUUGUCAUGUACGCCAUGUUUGCCGGCACGGGCAUGAUGGACUUUUUCUACACGUACACGGAAAUCAUGCGCGGCUCCGGCGCCGCCCACCGGCUAUUCGAGCUGUCGGACAAGAAGCCGCGGAUCCCGCAGAGCGCCGGCGCCCGCAUCGCGUCCGCCCAAGGCACCGUCAAGUUCACAAACGUGCAUUUUGCGUACCCCACGCGGCCAGACGCCAAAAUCUUCAACGGUCUCAACUUUGAGAUUCCCUCGGGCAGCAACGCCUGCAUCGUCGGCCCCUCUGGCCGCGGCAAGUCCACCAUUGGCACGCUCCUGCAGCGCUUCUACGAUCCCGUCGCCGGCACCAUCACCAUCAACGGCCAAGACAUUUCCCAAAUCAGCGUCAAGUCGCUCCGUCGGCGCAUCGGAGUCGUUGCGCAGGAGCCCGUGCUCUUCUCCGGCACCAUUGCCGAGAACAUAUCCUACGGCGUGCCCGGCGCGACCGAGGAGGAGAUUUUGCACGCCGCCAAGGUCGCCAACUGCACUUUUAUCGACAACCUGCCCAAGGGCCUGCAGACGCAAGUCGGCGCGCGCGGGUCGCAGCUCUCGGGCGGGCAGAAGCAGCGCGUGGCGAUUGCGCGCGCGGUGCUCAAGCGGCCCGACAUUCUGAUCCUCGACGAGGCCACCUCGGCGCUCGACGCCGAGUCGGAGACGCUGGUGAACCAAGCGCUGGGCAGGCUGUUUCAAGGCAGCAUGACCACCAUUUCCAUUGCGCACCGUCUGUCGACGAUUGAAAAGGCGGAUCUGCUGAUUGUGCUGAAUGCGGACGGCGAGGUGGCCGAGAUUGGCGGCUACAGGGAGCUCUCGGCGAACAAGGACAGCGAGUUUAGCAAGCUGAUGGAGAAUCAGAUGCGCUCGCCGAUGGCGGGCAAGCCUGCGGACGAUGUUGAGACUAUCAUGGUUGAUGAGGAGGCGGUAGAGGAGGCCAAGAGGCGUGAAGCAUAG